Messenger RNA from Polypterus senegalus (gray bichir), 1159 nucleotides. RefSeq names its product ribose-phosphate pyrophosphokinase 2-like. Gene Ontology annotation, molecular function: ribose phosphate diphosphokinase activity; magnesium ion binding. Lineage: Eukaryota; Metazoa; Chordata; Cladistia; Polypteriformes; Polypteridae. The transcript has 7 exons. The record is from RefSeq and is a predicted model, not a curated record. Gene Ontology annotation, biological process: purine nucleotide biosynthetic process; 5-phosphoribose 1-diphosphate biosynthetic process; ribonucleoside monophosphate biosynthetic process. Gene Ontology annotation, cellular component: cytoplasm; ribose phosphate diphosphokinase complex. The coding region runs from base 1 to 1041 and encodes 346 amino acids.
AUGUCAAACAUUAAGAUUUUUAGCGGCAGCUCACACCAGGAUCUCUCGCAGAAAGUAGCUGAACAUCUGGGACUAGAACUUGGAAAGGUAGUGACAAAAAAAUUUAGCAACAAAGAAACAUGUGUUGAAAUUGGUGAAAGUGUUCGUGGUGAAGACGUUUAUAUUAUUCAGAGUGGCUGCGGAGAGAUCAAUGAUAACUUGAUGGAGCUGUUGAUCAUGAUAAGUGCCUGUAAGAUUGCUUCUGCUUCCCGUGUAACAGCAGUCAUUCCUUGUUUUCCAUAUGCCCGGCAGGAUAAGAAGGACAAGGUAGGCAGAGAAGGUGAUCAUUUUGGGACUGUAAGAGUAGACUUGAUUCACAAGUGUUGUAACCAGUAUACUUUUGGCUUUCAGAGUAGAGCUCCCAUCUCUGCUAAGCUGGUUGCCAAUAUGCUGUCUGUGUCAGGAGCCGAUCAUAUCAUCACUAUGGAUUUGCAUGCCUCCCAGAUCCAAGGUUUCUUUGAUAUUCCAGUAGACAAUCUCUAUGCAGAGCCCGCUGUCCUUCAGUGGAUUAAAGAACAUGUUCCUGACUGGAAAGCCUCCAUCAUUGUGUCUCCUGAUGCUGGGGGUACUGAGAGGGUCACAUCUAUUACUGACUGCUUGAAUGUUGAGUUUGCAUUGAUCCACAAAGUAAGAAAAAAAGCUAAUGAAAUUGAUCGAAUGGUUCUCGUUGGUGAUGUAAAAGACAGAGUAGCAAUAUUGAUUGAUGACAUGGCAGAUACUUGUGGUACAAUCUGCCAUGCUGCUGACAAGUUGAUUUCUGCAGGAGCCAAUAAAGUGUAUGCUAUUUUAACUCACGGCAUAUUCUCUGGCCCGGCCAUUUCACGAAUCAAUAAUGCUUGUUUUGAAGCUAUUGUUGUGACUAAUAGCAUUCCACAGGAAAAGAAUGUGAAACAAAGUACCAAAAUACAGGUGAUUGACAUUUCAAUGUUUCUUGCAGAAGCCAUCCGCCGAACUCACAAUGGAGAAUCUGUCUCCUAUUUAUUUAACCAUGUCCCUUUGUAACGCAAGGCUUUUCAAAAAUAUGCUUUUUGAUGCAUCCUUUACAACAAAGUAUACACCGAAGAAUCCUAAAUUAAAUGUUUUUAUGGAUUUCUAUCUGAUCUUUGAAAGAGAAGAGGAG